GAGCUUUCUCGCUGUUUUCGUAAUAAUCGAUUCAGGGUUUGGAGCAUUUUUGAGUGUUCAUAGCUCUCGGAAUAAACGAAUAUAAUGUCAGACCAAGACGAUACUUUACUGGAUGAAGAUCUUGGGGAUGAAGAAUAUGACCUUGGUAAUGAUGAGGAAGAGGCACUUCUGGCAGAUGACUGUGAUAUUGAUAGGCAGAAUAGCUAUAAGGGAGAAGAGGAAACCGAUGACGUACUGGAUUUAGGAGUCACGGAUGCACUUGAUGAUUUAGAUGGCGAAGAAGAAAAUGUUGAGUUUAGAAAUCAAACUGAUAACUAUAAUCAAAAUCAUUGUUAUAAUGAUCCAAAUACCAAUUGUCAUUAUAAUUAUUAUGAACAAGAAGAACAUGAACAGUAUAAAGAAGAUCAUACUCAACGAUUUCAAAAUAAUCCUGCUAAUUUAGAAGCGAAUGUUAAGAAUCCAUUAGCAACUGGAGAUUUGCGUGAAAAAUUACAGAAGAAUGUUCAACGCAUUAUCCCUAAAGGAGAUAAAAUGGAGGAUGACGAUCCUGAAGAAGCCACGGAAAGGAGAAAUCGGUUUCAAAAUGAAAGGACAAUAAUUUCACCAAAGAUGAACAACAAGAUUCCGGACUCGUUGGAGAACGUGGUCACUGCAGAACAAGUACGACCUGCAUUCAGAGGUCGAGGACGAGGUCGAGCCUCUAGAGCACGAGGUGGUAGAUUUAGUGUUCAAACUAAUUACAAUCCAAGAUUCAGUGGCAGAGGUCCUGCUUACGAAGAACAAAAUCCACAAUUUAGACCUCUUGUAGCUGAGACACGUCCACCACUAUUUCCAAAUGGACCACCAAAUAUGAUCAAUUUACCAAUAAUGUAUCCACAGGGACAUCCAGUUCCACCUCCGCCUCCACCUCGCUUUCAGCAAUUCUCUCAGGGCCCUCCGCGACCAAUAGGACAGCAUUUUAAUGAGCCAGGAGUUCAAGUAUUAUUCAAUCAAUUCCCAGGAGUUGCUCAAGGUUCAAGAAUGUCAAAUCCUAGAAUGGACUUUAGGCCAAGAGCUCCUGGACCUAGAUUUCAUACUCCACCUAAUCAGCCUGCAUUUAUACAAUCGCAACCACCUCACUUUCAACCUCCACGGCUACCUCAUGGUCCAGAAGGUAUAAUGCCAUCUAAUAACCAUGAGCCAUUAAUCUCAGGAGCCCAGAGUGGAUCAUCGCUUCUUGGGUUGGGUCCGCAUUUACCUAGUGGUCAUCCUCCUAGAGCUCAAGGUCCACCCAUGCAUUCAGGCCAUCCAGGACACCCACAAGAUCGCCCGAAUGGAUUGAUGCCACCGAAUUAUUCUCGUCCAUCAGGACCAAAUCAUGGACCACCAAUGCCUAAUCAUUCAAAUGCACCAGCGAACACUCAACCGAAUUUUGAAAACCGUGUGCCAUUUCAAGGUCCUCGAUUUGAAGGGGCCAAUAUGUAUAAUGUGCGUCCACCAUUUAACAAUCCGCCGACUCAAUUUAAUAAUCCUGUACCAGCUGGAAUUCAACCUCAAGUACCAACGGUUUCCGGUCCACCGCUCCCACAAGGCCAUAAAAUUCUUAUUAAUCCUCACUUUAGAGGUAACCCACAGCCUCCUGAUGGCCGAUCAUCAUGGAAUGGUACACCCCAAAUUCCUAAUGAACAGUUCGCGCAUCCUUCAACGUCUUAUCAAAAUCAAAACAUGUAUAAUCAACCAUCUAAUAAUCCAUCUAUAAAUCAAGAUUAUCAAAAUAAUUAUUCGCAAACCAAAAAUGAUGAUCCUUAUGCUUAUUUCUCCGAUGUUUGGCAAGAAAAUAAAACAUCAAAACCAAGAAGUCUUAGUCCUUCAUUGAAAUCCUUAUUAGGAGAUAGUAAUUAUUCUCGAGAGAGUGGCUACAAAGAUUACGAUAGUAAAUAUAAAUCUGAUAGUCGAGACAAUUAUCAUGAGGAUCAAAAAUAUCGAGAUCGAAGUCCACCACCGUCGCGGUCGAGAGAAUACUCACAAAAAUCUCGAUCACAUCAAUCGAGUAAUUCUUAUCAUAAUGAUUCUUAUGAUGAUUAUAAACCAUCAAGUUCUUCAAGUAGAUCAUCAGCAAGAACAGUACAAAAACGUAGCCCUGAACCAGUUGAUAAAUCAUCUAAAGAUGUUAGCCCUAAACGAAGUAAACUUGGUAGUAGAAAUCACCCAGAUGAUUCGACAAAAACUGCAUCAAAUGAACACUCAAAAAAUACAGUGGAAGAAGAAUUAGAUCCAGAAAUGAAAGAAUAUCAGAGAAAACUUGAGGAACAAAAACGCCUUCGGGAAAAGAUUUUACAAGAAAAAGAAAAUAGGCGAAAACAAGCUGCUAUGGGAAAACAGAUAGAAGAUUCGAAAGAUCAAAAAGUUGUUGCUGAUACUCAACAAAAUAAUAAAUUAACUACUAGUUGUGGAAAUAAAGAUGCAACAAUAGAAAAAACCAGCCAAACAACAACUGCUCGUGGAAAGACUUGUUCAAGUAGUGCACUCAUUACCGAGGAUGGAGAAAAAGUUACUAGAAUUGUCCGUACAAUUCUUACAACAGAUAAAGAUAAGAAAAAUGAAGAAUUAAUGAAUAAUAAUCAACUUGAAGGACAAAAAAAGUCAUUUGCUCAACAAUCAAGUAAUCGUCGAGUUGUUAUUCAGAAACCUUUAUCAAAUACACAACGAAUAGUUACAAUUUCUAAAACUAAUACAAAUCUUCAGAAAUCUCCAUCAUCUAAAUCACAAAAUUCAUUACAAAAUGUACCGAAUAAAACAACAAUUAUUUCAAAGAGUACAGCAAAUAGUAGUUCCAAGAAUGUUGUAAAAGAAGUUGCUAAGACUCUUCGUAAAGUUAUUGUGAGCAACGAAAACUCAACUAAUCCUAAAAAAAUUAUUUCAACUAGUCAGAAUAAUCAAAGGAUUGUUGUACAGAAUAAUUCUAAACUCAAUACUGUCAUUGUUGAAAACUUAGCUGCUAGUACUACUGAAGCACGAAUCCGUCGAAUGUGUGUAGGAAUUGGAAAAAUUGAGAGUAUAACAAUGGGUGAUAGUACGGCAACGAUAGUUUUCAAAACACACUCAGCAGCAAUGGUAUUUCAGAAAAAGUACGAACGGAAGAUGAUUGAUUUAUCAAUGAUAAAUGUACGACUUGUUUCUCAAACUAAUCUUAAUCAAUCCACAAAUGUUACUAUUAAAAAAUAGUAAUUAUUUUUGUCUUAUACAAGAACAAUAUAUUUUUUUCUUAGUUAUUAAAAAAUACAUGCAUUAAUAUACGUUAUUAUAAGAAUAUUCUCUUACUAAUUUUGCAGUGUAUUUAAUCGCUAGAAUUUAAAAAAAAAAUCCAUUAAUUUGUAUAUAUAUAUAAUGCAUUUUGGCAUGAA
This is a messenger RNA of Chelonus insularis, 3383 nucleotides long. Its product is annotated as RNA-binding protein 33-like. The record is from RefSeq and is a predicted model, not a curated record. NCBI's taxonomy places the organism in Eukaryota, Metazoa, Arthropoda, Insecta, Hymenoptera, Braconidae. The transcript is spliced from 11 exons. Bases 85 to 3204 code for a protein of 1039 amino acids. Gene Ontology annotation, molecular function: RNA binding.